Messenger RNA from Ichthyophthirius multifiliis, 951 nucleotides. RefSeq names its product pumilio-family RNA binding repeat protein. The transcript is spliced from 3 exons. Lineage: Eukaryota; Ciliophora; Oligohymenophorea; Hymenostomatida. Gene Ontology annotation, molecular function: mRNA binding. Gene Ontology annotation, cellular component: cytoplasm. Gene Ontology annotation, biological process: post-transcriptional regulation of gene expression. The record is from RefSeq and is a predicted model, not a curated record.
AUGUUUAUUUAAAAAUUUAAUAAUAAUAUUAAUAUAAAUAAUAAUAAUACUUAAUAUAUUAAUGAAAAUGAAAAUUUUCUUUAAUUUAAUCAAAUAUUUAAUGAUUUAAUAUUUGCCUGUAAAGAUCAAAACAGUUCUAGAAUUAUUCAAAAAUAGUUUGAAGUCGCACCUGUUCAACUUAAAAAUGCUAUUUUUAAAAAAAUUUAUCACGAAACAUUUGAAUUAAUGAAAGAUCAAUUCGGAAACUAUGUCAUAUAAAAACUUUUUGAAAAAGGUCUUCCAGAACAUAAAAAAUAAUUAUUUUAAGUCUUAAUAGAAAAUACUUAAGACUUAUGUUUACAUACUUAUGGAUGUAGAGUUAUUUAAAAAGCAAUAGAAGAAUUAUAAGAAUUUCCUUUAUUAUAAGAAUAAAUUAUAGAUGAAUUAAGUAAUAAUAUAAUGGAUUAUAUAUAAGAUUAACAUGGAAAUCAUGUUAUUUAAAAAUUAUUUGAAUGUGUAGAUUGUUCUAAGCUUUAGGUUAUUAUUGAUGAUAUUAUUUAAAAUGUAAUUUAUUUAUACUAAGUUUUAAUUUAUUUUAUUUUUAAUUUUAUGAUAAAAAAGAUUUAAACUUUAGCAUUUCAUCCUUAUGGUUGUAGAGUUAUUUAAAGAAUUUUAGAAUUUUGUUAACCUUAAUAAACGAAAUAAAUAUAUUAGAAAUUAAAGGAAAAUUUAAUUCUUUUGUGUAAAUGUUAAUAUGGAAAUUAUAUAAUAUAAUAUAUAAUUGAAAAUGGAUUAGAAGAAGAUAAGUAAUAUUUAUUAUAAGUAGUAAAAAAAAACUUUGUAUCACUUUCUUUAAAUAAAUUUGCUUCUAAUGUAACAGAGAAGUCUAUUCUUUAUUCUAAUGAUGAAUUUAAAUAUGGAGUGCUUGAAAAUUUAUUAAGAUUAAAUUAAAAUAAUGAGUAAAAUAUAUGA